AUGCAGAAGGUACCAGACAGAGAACCUCAGGUGAGAAAGUGGGUCCAAGAGUUCGUCCUUCACGCGGUCCUGCCGGCUCGUUUGAUGGAGAGGACUGUUGGGAAGUCAGCAUCAUCCAGUCAGUGUGAAGACCCUGAUACAUACAACCCCACAGGAACAGCCCACAUGUACACAACACACUUUCCUUGUUCCAGGAAAAAUACUGAACGUGUUACGUAUGCAUGCAUGCAUGCUCAGCUGUGUCCGACUCUUUGCCACCCCAUGGGCUAUAGCCCGCCAGGCUUCUCUGUCCAUGGGAUUCUCCAGGCAAGAAUACUGGAAUGGGUUGCCAUUUCCUUCUCCAACAAUACAUAUAGAUAUAUUUAA
Molecule: messenger RNA, 366 nt
Organism: Rangifer tarandus platyrhynchus (Svalbard reindeer)
Lineage: Eukaryota; Metazoa; Chordata; Mammalia; Artiodactyla; Cervidae
Source: the annotation of a GenBank genome assembly